GAUCCAAUACCACGGUAUUCGAUAUAUGAGUCGGUCCGCCCACUCUUUGCUAUCAGGUUUUAUAGCUUAUGAUGUGUAGAGACUUUGUGCUUCCAGGUUUGUGUCAUAGGUGAGAACAAUAAGUUUUUGACAAAAUGGCGUCACUUGUGACCAGUCUUCAACAUCACACUGAUGAGGUGACGUGCUGCACCUUCUCCUCCUCCCUGCUGGCCACAGGCUCAGGAGACAAGAACCUCCGACUGUACAACACCUCAGACUUCUCCGAACUUCCUUGCUCCCCACUCUCGGCUCACGGAUACGGGGUUCGCAGCUGCUGCUUCACUUCCUGUGGGGAUUACCUCCUCAGCUGCUGCGCUGAUGGCUCCAUUCUUGUGUGGAGCUGCAAGUCCGGGGAGGUGGACUCAGAGCUACAACACCCGAACCGAAGUCCCCUCCGAGUGGUCGCUCUGGCCCCCGACUCCUCCCUCAUGAUGGCAGGGGCCAGUGAUGGAAGUGUGGCUCUUUGGGACUUUAACUCCAGAACAUUACUAAGAUGCACCCCAGUGAGCGAGGCCAGUGUGGUGGCCUGUUGCUUCUCUCCAUGCGGCCACAAGGUGGCGACAGGUUGCUCCCUGGGAGACCUCCAAAUUUGGGACGUGGACAACAGCCUGCUGCAUGCUGAGAAGAACGCUCACGACUUAGGGGUCACCUGCUGCACCUUUGCACCUCAGUUUGAAAUUGAGGACAGCCAUGUUCAGGUCCGCCUCGCCUCUUGUGGACAGGACAGCCAGCUGAAGAUAUGGAUGGUCUCUCACCAUGAAGGACACGCAUGUGUUGUGAAGCUCCUUCACACACUCACCAGUCAGUGUGCUCCAGUUCUGUGCUGUGCCUUCUCCUCUGAUGGAGAGCUUGUUGUUGCAGGCUCGGUGGAUAAAAGUGUUGCAAUAUAUGACACGGGUAGAGGGACACUUCUUCACACUUUAAAGCAACACGACAGGUAUGUGACGGCCGUGGCCUUUUCUCCCACUAUGCCCUGGAUGGCCACUGGCUCCAUGGAUAAAACCGUGAACGUGUGGAAGAUAGGAGAUGGACACCUCACAGCCGGAGCUGAGGCAGUGCAGACGAUGCACCAAGGAAGGAAGCAGCAAGCGUCUUUCUCCAGGCUUCUGCUCCCUGAUUGGUCGGAGGAGGAUGUCCAGGCUUGGCUACGUGAAGAAGGUCUGGAUGAGCUUCUCACCAUCUUCCGAGCCAACAACAUGGACGGGGCAGAGCUGAGCCAACUGAGCAAGGAGACGGCCAUGGAGAUGGGAAUCGAGUCUGUAGGCCUCCGUGCUCGUCUCCUGAGGAGCAUCCAGGCCCUGAAGAUGGAGCUCAGCGCUUCUGACUGCCCCGAUGAGUUUGCGUGUCCCAUCACCAGGGAGCUGAUGAAGGAUCCCGUCAUCGCCGCAGAUGGCUUUUCCUAUGAACGGGAGUCCAUCGAGAGCUGGAUCAGAGGAAAGAACAGAAGCAGUCCGAUGACAAACCUUCCCCUGCAGACCACGCUGCUCACGCCAAAUAGAGCGCUGAAGAUGGCCAUCAGUCGAUGGAGGUGUGGCCACCCGUGACGCCUCAGCAUGAGUAUCUAUGUUGGGACGUGCACCUCCUCUGUGGCUGAUUAGUUGCGGAGAAUCGCACCUAGGUCUUUCCGAUAUCAUGACUGUCUCGCCUACAUGCUAACCACUUGUCCACGGUGCGGCCUAUUACUUUCAUAUUUUUGUAAAUUUGUAAAAUUGCAAAAAUUAUGGUAUCUUGUGUGAUCAAAACAAUAUUUCUCAUUUCGAUGUGACACUGUAAAUCUUGCAAUCCUACCUACCUUGGUGUUGUGCAAUCAUACAUUUGAUCAAACAUACGUCAUAUUUGUCAGAUUUAAAUACAAUAACAGCACAUGACUUCUAUCAAGAUGUGAUAUGAGCAUCUAAUUUCAAAAAAAUCACCCCUUCUGUUACCUUACGCUAAGCAUUGUGGGAACUGUAGUUAUUUUAUUGUAAACAAAAAAUGACAGUAUGCUACAAUCUGCUAUUUAUCUAACAUAACAGCAGCUAGAACUGGCAUCAUUAAAAGUAAUAUAUAUGAAAAUAUAAUAUUCUGUCCUUUUUAUGAACCCAAUAUUGUGUAGUAUUGUGACGUGAUACCUCUACUAAAAAAAAUAUACAUUUUUCUCUGUAUUUUUUCGGUUAAUUUAUUUCUAUCAAGUACCUUGGGCCACAAUAAAACAAGCUUCAACUGUU
Messenger RNA from Doryrhamphus excisus (bluestripe pipefish), 2246 nucleotides. Its product is annotated as WD repeat, SAM and U-box domain-containing protein 1-like. NCBI's taxonomy places the organism in Eukaryota, Metazoa, Chordata, Actinopteri, Syngnathiformes, Syngnathidae. Gene Ontology annotation, molecular function: protein binding; ubiquitin-protein transferase activity. Gene Ontology annotation, biological process: protein ubiquitination. The record is from RefSeq and is a predicted model, not a curated record.